Molecule: messenger RNA, 2142 nt
Organism: Clonostachys rhizophaga
Lineage: Eukaryota; Fungi; Ascomycota; Sordariomycetes; Hypocreales; Bionectriaceae
Source: the annotation of a GenBank genome assembly
AUGGCGUCGGCUGAGGUCGACAUGCCCAGUCGCGGGCGGCGCGACGGCGGUGACUCGUACAGGCCGUCGGCCCCUCGAGCCCGAACACCCCCUCCGGUACGGACUGAAGAGGAGAAGCAAGCCGCAGCCAAGGCAGAGUACGAGAAGUUGCUGAACAUGCGCUCCGGAGGCACCUACAUCCCUCCGGCGCGGCUGAGGGCGCUCCAGGCCCAGAUCACGGACAAGACCAGCAAGGAGUACCAGCGCAUGGCGUGGGAGGCGCUCAAGAAGAGCAUCAACGGUCUCAUCAACAAGGUCAACACGGCAAACAUCAAGUUCAUCGUGCCGGAGCUCUUUGGCGAGAACCUCAUCCGCGGCCGGGGGCUGUUCUGCCGGUCCAUCAUGAAGGCGCAGGCGGCCAGUUUGCCCUUCACCCCCAUCUACGCCGCCAUGGCGGCCAUUGUCAACACGAAGCUGCCCACGGUGGGCGAGCUUCUCAUCAGGCGCUUAGUCAUGCAGUUCCGGAAGGGCUACAAGCGAAACGACAAGGCCGUGUGCUUGUCGUCGACGACCUUCCUGGCGCACUUGAUCAAUCAACAGGUCCAACACGAGAUUCUGGCUGGCCAGAUCCUUCUAACGCUACUGAAUAAGCCGUCUGAUGACAGUGUUGAGAUUGCGGUUGGCUUUUGCCGCGAGGUCGGGCAGUACUUGGAGGAGAUGCAAGCUUCGAUCUCGAUGGUGGUGUUUGACCAGUUCCGAAAUAUCCUACACGAGGCCGACAUCGACAAGCGAACGCAAUACAUGAUCGAGGUUCUCUUCCAGGUUCGCAAGGACAAGUUCAAGGACAACCCGGCUGUCAAGGAGGAGCUCGAUCUGGUUGAGGAGGAGGACCAGGUGACACACAACGUCGAGCUCGAUGGGCAAAUCGAUGUUCAGGACGGCCUUAAUGUGUUCAAAUUCGAUCCCGACUGGGAGGAGCACGAGGAGGAGUAUAAGAAGCUCAAGGCUGAGAUCCUCGGCGAGGGUAGCGAUGACGAAGACGACGAGGACGACGAGGAUGAAAGCUCUGAGGAAGAGGAGGAGGAGGAAGAAACCAAGGCUAUGGAGAUCAAGGACCAGACAAACGCCGACUUGGUGAACCUGAGGAGAACAAUCUACCUCACCAUCAUGUCCAGCGCCGACCCCGAAGAAGCCGUCCACAAGUUGAUGAAGAUCAACUUGCCUGCCGGCCAGGAGCCUGAGCUUCCCUCGAUGAUUGUCGAAUGUUGUUCUCAGGAGAAGACGUACACCAAGUUCUUCGGUUUGAUUGGAGAGCGUUUCGCCAAGAUCAACCGCCUCUGGUGUGAUCUCUUUGAGAAGGCAUUUGCUACUUACUACGAGACCAUCCAUCGAUACGAGAACAACAAGCUGCGGAACAUUGCUAUGCUCUUUGGCCACAUGUUUGCUGUGGAUGCCCUUGGUUGGCACGCGCUGUCUGUUAUUCACCUGAACGAGGAUGAAACGACAUCCAGCAGCCGUAUUUUCAUCAAAAUUCUCUUUCAGCACAUUGCAGAGGAGACGGGCAUGCCUAAGUUGAAAGCUAAGCUGACUGACGACAUGGUACGACCUAAUUUGGAGGGACUAUUCCCUAGGGACAACCCGCGCAACAUCCGGUUCUCCAUCAACUACUUCACCAGUAUCGGCAUGGGUCUUCUGACCGAGGAGUCCCGAGAGUACCUCCAGAACAUGCCCAAGCCUGCCUUACCAGCACCUGCGGCGAGGGAUGACUCGGACUCUGAUUCGGUAUCAAAGCUGUUGAUCGUGGACGCUCGCUAUCCCGCUCAACGCGAGGAGACAGACGAUCCCGGUCCUACUCGGAUUCUCGUUCUCGUUCCCGCUCGCGUUCAAGGUCAUUCUCAAGGUCUGCCACUCCUCCUCGCAGACGGGGGCGAAGCCCUUCGUACUCUGCCAGCCCGGCCAGAAAACCGAAGCGCGCUGCCAGCGAGAGUGUGUCUCGGUCGCCCCCACCUCGUCGGGCUCGGAGUGCCUCAUAUAGCUCUUACAGCCGAUCCCGAUCCCCUCCUCCUAAAAGGCGAAGAAACUCGUCUUCUGCGAGCCCGGUUAGGCGUGGGCGAGACCCCAGUGUUGACUCUCGUCGGGGUAGAAAGAACAGCUCUUCAGUGA